Messenger RNA from Lentinula edodes (shiitake mushroom), 519 nucleotides. RefSeq lists its product as uncharacterized. The record is from RefSeq and is a predicted model, not a curated record. The transcript has a single exon. The annotation marks the transcript as partial. NCBI's taxonomy places the organism in Eukaryota, Fungi, Basidiomycota, Agaricomycetes, Agaricales, Omphalotaceae.
CGGACGCGUCCUGAUCUCCGAAUAUCUAUCGAUCGGGCUUCUAGUACGCGCACCUUAGCUCAGGACCCCGACGGAGCCAAAGAUGGAGAACCGCAUUCGCGCUGGUCCACUUCUCCUGAAGUAACGAAAAUUGCUCCUUGGAUGGGCAUGCUCUCUCCUACUCGUCGCAGUUACGAUCAUGGUCCUCCGCCGAAUCGAACUAUGCGCCAGGACGUCCGAAGCAUCCCCGCUGAUGUGAACUCUGUGUACGAAAGUUCUGCCGUCCACGUUGGGCACGCCCCCCUUGCGCCGCCCCUGCAUCACGGUUUCACCGGUAUAUUAAGGUCGAAUAUCCAGGCUCCUUCAACCCUAGCUCCCCCUCAAGAUCGCCAUCGACGUUCAUCAUCCGUCCCUGCGUGGAAAAUGUCAGCUCCAGCAGCUUCAUCGGUCACUCCAGUAACCCGAUUCUUGACUUCCCACUCUGCUCGACGGUCGUCCAACGUCGAUCCGUUUGCGACUCCUUUUGACGACGAACAUCAA